Penicillium vulpinum is the source of this 819-nucleotide messenger RNA. RefSeq lists its product as uncharacterized. The transcript has a single exon. NCBI's taxonomy places the organism in Eukaryota, Fungi, Ascomycota, Eurotiomycetes, Eurotiales, Aspergillaceae. The record is from RefSeq and is a predicted model, not a curated record. Bases 1 to 819 code for a protein of 272 amino acids.
AUGCUAUUUGAACAGUUCAAGCGCAACCGCAACAGAGCGAGCGUCUUCAUGGAACGAAUGAUGAAUGGCAUCUCCAACCAUGAGAUUUUGGCCAAAAUCUCAGGUGGCGGAGGGAAAUUUUUGGAUCAUGUCUAUGAGUUACCCAAGGAUCAGAUGACCAAAGCCAGUUUUCCCAAUGCUGCCAAAUACAAACUGCAACUCCAUGCAUCCUUCGACAAGCCCGACCCAAAUGCCGACUAUUCGGACCAUUCCAGUGUCUAUCUUGUCGGAAGACCGAACAGAUGGGCACGUGGCUUGAGCCAAAAGCCGAAACCCUGCCACUGGUCUAUAUAUACCGGGGGUCGUGUCUAUCAUCUGAAGUUGGCAGAUGGGACUCAGGGAUCGUCAAUAGUACUUCGAGACGAUUCUCGCCCAGAUUGGCAAGAUCCACUAGAAACGGAUUUAGCUAACCCUUUCAUUGCCUACCAUAUCUGGGUCACAGAUUACCACGAAAAACAGGUCUCUGGAAUUGCCAAGUGGGUAGUCAAGCAAUUGGAUCACCACGAGCUCUCUACGGCGGCCUAUGAGCAGUUUGUCUCUGGGCUUGGGAUCCGUAUUAUUCGUGGUCCUAGCAACACCGCAGCCAUUAUUGGUGAUCUCACGCACAUUGCAAAUCACGACAACGCACCUGCUCAUCCUAGCGGAUUUCAUACUGGCGUCCGGCUUGCGGAUCCCGACGAAGAUAUCAGCACCUGGGCCAAGAGAUGCUAUUUGAUCUAUCGGAUUGAGACCGAUGCACGAGGACUUGAUAUCUGCUGGAAGAGAGGAAGGUUAGGGUAA